UACAAGUAAAAUCGGUUUGACAUUAAUUUGAAACAUUAUGCAGCGUCUGCUAAGACUCUUAAUAAAAUUAUGAGCCAAGUAAAUGUAUAAAGCAGUUAAUUUCUAUAUGCGCAGCAAGUUGUGAAUUUAAAUUCAAUACGUUUAAUAAAAUCUAAGCAGUUUAUAUAUAGCCAAACAGCUUAAGCAAUUAAUGCCACAAGUGAAGUUUAAGCCACAAAAUUUUAUCUUUACUUGCAUUUUAACUUUUUAGCCUUCUUAUUAAGUUGUUUUCACAACUAACAGGCAAAAGUUGAAUUAUAAGCCGUCAAAUGAUGUUUGUCGCCUAUGCAAACACACACACACACACACACACAUACAUACACCGAAAAGUUGAGAUGACGGCACUUAAGAUGCUUAGCACCAUGGCAAGCGAAAAUAAUGACGCUCAUAAAAACUAAACUAAACAGAAAAAUAAAGCAAGCAACAACAAGAACAAGAACAAGAACAACAAUAAUGAUGGCAGCAGCUUCAAAACGAGAGCAAUGUAAAAUACAGUUAUAGAGCCAUCUUAAAAACAGGCCGUAGCUGUAACUGAGUGUGAGUGAACAAUUAUACCCUUUGCAGCAACUCUGGGCAGCAGCAACAGGUAAACGCUACAAUUUAUGCGAGAAUAUUUCUGUUUAGCAAAAAAGGACUCUCGCUAUCGUUUGCUAUCUCUACUGCUCUGUAGCUUUGUCUGUGGGCGCGCACAAUUUUGCAAUAAAAAUCGCAAUAAGCAGCAGAACGUGGGUUGUUGGCUUCAUUAGUUCAAAUAAACUCCGAGCACUGGUGGAUACUGGAAUUUAUUUAAUUAUGCAAACGCCGAGGUGUUGACGCCAGCGCCGCAUUCAGCCAGCAGUCAGUUGAACGCGGUCCAGCGUUAGAAGCGCACACAACACACACGAGAAACACAACUGACUAUUUCGAACUAGUGCAAGAUGAGUCAGCAGUUACAGCUAAGUUCACGCAAUUGGACACUAAGAGGCGCAAUGCUGCUGCUGGCAUUGCAGCUACUCCAAACGCCCAACGAUGCACUGCAGCAUACCGAGGAGGGACUCGAGCUGCUGUUUCGGGAGCGUUCGCAAUCGGAUUGGGAGAACGUUUGGCAUCGUGAGACGCAUUCGCGUUGCCGUGACAAAUUAUUGCGUCAGCUUUACUGGGCCUGCGAAAAGGAUAUCUACAGGCUAACGCGACGCAAUCGCAAACGCGCUGGCGGCAACGAGAGCGUGAACAAGCGUAGCUAUAAUCCCGCUGCUGCCGCUUCGACUUGGCUGCAUGUUAACUAUGCCAACAUGUUGCUGCGCAGUCGACGCUCCGAUGCGCCAUCGAUAACAAACGAAUGUUGCACCAAGGCUGGCUGCACCUGGGAGGAGUACGCCGAGUAUUGUCCCUCAAACAAGCGACGCAAUCAUUAUUAAAAUAUAACAAUAUCCAAUACUUAUAAACAAGUGUGCAAAAUUUCAUUUCCAAG
Messenger RNA from Drosophila busckii, 1489 nucleotides. It is a transcript of the gene Ilp7, whose product is annotated as probable insulin-like peptide 7. Bases 957 to 1436 code for a protein of 159 amino acids. NCBI's taxonomy places the organism in Eukaryota, Metazoa, Arthropoda, Insecta, Diptera, Drosophilidae. The record is from RefSeq and is a predicted model, not a curated record. The transcript is spliced from 5 exons.